GUUUAGUCAGCUUGAUCAAUAAAGUUGUUGACACGUGACUUCUUUAGAUUGGUUACUUUGGCUUCCUUCUUCCUCCCGACUCAGCAAAACUCACCACUACCGGUCAAGCGUUCUGAAGCGGAAACCUCGCAGUCAACAACAUCGGAAUUCACCGGAGAUCAUCUCAACGGUAGGUUUGUGGAAAAACAAAAUCACAAAGCAACACCAUGAACCCUGAGAACCAUCAGACUAGUACUCAUUCGAAAGUGAUCUCCCAUGUGUUCUCCACUGGUACUGCCAAGCAAGGCUGUGCUGGGCCACCCAUCGGUCUUGUCGAUAUUGGUGUGAGCGAAAUUGCCUACCUCUUCAGAGUCUCUCUCCCAGGCAUUGAGAAAAAUCAAAAUAAGAUCAAAUGUGAGAUCCAGAGGGAGGGAAGAGUAUGCAUCCAAGGAGUGGUACCUGAGAUUGCUAUUCCAAGUGAGUCAGGAUGCUUGUACAGAAUGCAAGUGCAGCAGCUCUGCCCUCCAGGUCCAUUUUCGAUCACGUUUAAUCUUCCGGGACAAGUGGAUCCUCGCUUGUUUUCUCCAAAGCUUAGACCUGAUGGGAUCCUUGAAGUUGUUGUCGUCAAGCUCGGAGUACGCAUCCCAACUUCAUAAUUCCGGUUUUCAUUAACUAGGAUCUGCUCAAGUGUUUUGUGUAAAGACAAUGAUCCGAUUUCUUGAGACUGAGACAAAAAAAAAAGUUAGAUGUGAAAAUGGUAUUGUUUUGAGCAAGUUGA
Molecule: messenger RNA, 757 nt
Organism: Eutrema salsugineum
Lineage: Eukaryota; Viridiplantae; Streptophyta; Magnoliopsida; Brassicales; Brassicaceae
Product: increased DNA methylation 3
Exons: 3
Coding region: 207-635 (142 amino acids)
Cellular component (GO): nucleus
Source: RefSeq, a predicted model, not a curated record